CCUUCUUUCUCUCUUCGUUACGCAGCUAAAUGCAUUUGACCAAACAAGAACAUUUUCACAAGCCAACACAAACUUCACCUGCUUAGUGCCAUAUGUCGUAGAAACAGAAAUUCAGAGCUGGCUUCUUGCUGCACUCCUUCCUCGCUGCCUGACCAGGUUUCAAGGUUGGUAGCCUGCUCAAAAUAUAUUCACAAAUCAACCCAACCCAAAUCAUGCGCCGCGAUCAGCAACCAUUGCAGAACCCCGACGAGAUUGGCAUAAGCAAUCCCCCAAAUGGCUAGCAAAAAGCAGUCGGCACUGAGCCGCGCCAACAACACCCGCCUCCUUAACGACCUCGUCCUGGGACAUGUCGGUCGUGUCUCGUACAUCCCACGACUGGACCGUGGUGAUGACGACAACGACGACGAUAAUGGGCCUGGAGAACUGUUUAUUAACCGAACCGUCAAAGAUGUCCCAUCAUUCCAAGAGGUAACUCCCUUUGAUGAAUGGUAUUCCCCUUCUCAAUCAUCGACCCCUGUCCAGCCGCCGACGGGCUUCAGUGCCCAACGCUCUCAGCAGCACUACCUGCUCAAAGAGCACCCGGAGGCCUUCCUCGGCCUUGCGGCAGACCUCAAAUCUGCGCUGCAGGAGGAUGUGGCGCUGUGGCGCACCGAGUCCAAGCGCCAACAAUCGUCAAGGACCAAAAGCUUACUCCCGCUGGUUGGAGUCGGCGAGAUCACGGACCGCACGGCGCACAACAAUACUUGCACCGUGCUUGCUGUUGUUUGCGGCGAGGCAGGCGAUGUGGUGCGCCUCGUGAGGCUGCAUGAGGAGCGGAAGUCCUGGGGCGGGGAGGCCGGCGACGGUGCAGGCGUCCUCCUCAAGACGCCCGAUUCCGGGUACGAGGGGUUCUGGCAUGCCGACGGCUUGGCGAUUUCGAAACUGCAACUCGUAUCGUUCCCAAGGCGCCAUCACGGCAUGCGGAGAUGGCUCGUUGUCCAAACAGCUACAGAAACCCAUCUUUUCGAACCUGAGGUGCUCACAGUCCCUAUCUGGAACAAAUUCGAUGGACAUGCAGGAGAGGCCUUCUCAGGUCCUGCAUACAUCCAGAUGACGCCCAUGCUGAGCAUCAAAGCUCAAGGGAGACAAAAUGCUGAUUUCAUGUUCAAUUUCGAGGAUGAGGAGAGGACCCCGCAGCUGGCGAUUGUUGACGUGGAUGGCUACUGGAACGUAUGGCACAUACAAAGCAACGAAAAGCGCAGGCGAGAUGACUUGAAAAUAAACGCAUCCUUGCGCAGCUCAGGGCAGAUGCCUGACAACGCUUUUGCGGAUAUUGAAAGCCAGCAUGAACUGUGCCGAGUUUUGUGGACUACUCCUCUACGCAAUGUAGGCUGGCGGCAUCAUGCUGGCGAGGAGCACCAGAGAGCCUUGGUGGUAUGCACGCGGAAGACCUUGGUCAUUUUUGACAUCAAUGGAAACUCGGCCGAUCACCCAGAGACUCUAUUACCGUGGCUCGUCGACCCCAAGAAAACAGAGAGCAUCCUAGAUAUUGCCAUCUGCCCUGGAGACCCAUCCAAGAUUUUUGUAUUGACCAGCACCACAGUCUUUUGGCUCGAGUUGAGGCAUUCAUCGGAUGCUUCAGAGCCAUUUUCGGUCACUGUGCUGCUCUCCUGUCCUCACCUACGGAGCCCUAUUGACGACACCUUACGGAUGAGCAUCACGCGGCCAGCAAGGGACGAGCGGUGGCUCGUUUGCAUAUUCUCGGGAACGGGCAGCUCAAGGACAACGCUGUUCUGGUUCCGCAGCCCGCAUCUACGCUCCGAGACUGCUACUUUUUCCCACCAGACCGCCAACCUGUCUCUUCCUGAUGAUGCCAGUCAUAUCCGCUCGAUCGCCCUUGCGCCAAGCACCCUGGGUAUACCCCUGACUUCAACUGGCUAUCAACCAAGAAACAGUCACUUUGCUCAAUUACUCGUCCUCACUAAGUCUCUCGGUCUGCACUCGGCCCUGUGCGCCAUCACAGUCACCCCUUCGCAUCACCACCGUCCGCCGCCAAUCCCUGCCCCUGAAACCCGUAAUGUGACCGAUGUUAGGUACCGGUCCGUGGACGUAAAGCGCAAGAAGAUCAUCUCUCAAUUCGCCGACGCGUUUGUGGUGCGCGAUGAUUACGCCGUCUUGCUUGAGCACGGGCGGCGGUACAAGAUGCAGCAAGAGGCUGAGGAGGCUGAUUAUGAGCACAGGGCCCGCCUGGAGAAAGUCAAGCAGGAGACUGCUAUCAAAGGAGAUUUUCUGGAUCUGGGACCCGUGAUGCAGAUAGUGAUGGAACGCGUAGCCGCCAAAUUGAAGGGAGUUUGGCCUGAAGGGCAGGAUGCUAAGGGCGGUUCUGUGUCGAAUUGUUUCGCAAUCAUUCGACGUCUUGCUGAGGACGGCUUGGCGAGUGCCCAUCUUCCAAUAACCACAAUUCUCGAAGCAUGUACUCAAAUCAACCCCGGAGAUCUGGUUACACAGAUCGGGAGCCACCGCUGGAUAGAGGAGCUGGCGCAGCUAAAGGAAUUUGCCGCUACAGCCGAGAUGUUCGAGGUAAAUGACCUGACAGGUGACAAAUCCGCUGUUACAGACCCAUCAGCCAUUUUUGAGCGACUACUUCAUCUCUGGACCUCAAGCCUUCCUGCGGACCUACUUGACGAAAACCAAGCACGAGAACGAGAGGCGUUGGUAGCGUCCAUCGCAGGCGAGAUUUCUCAAGCGCAGGCUGGAGUGUCCGUUGCCCCGAGGCCACCAGCUCCCAAGGAACCCGAAAGCUUAUCACACGAAGAACUCAAAGGCUCUUCACAGCCCGAAUUAGGACUUCCAUCACCCUCAGCGACGCCAUCAUCAUCGCGAGCGCCUUCAGAAUCUCGCUCGUUGUACAGCGACCAGGCCUCGUCCGUGCCCGACAACGAGGUAUCGGAACAUCAGCAGGAUCCCGCAGCGAUUCGCCUAGCCCGCUACGCGACUUCGAUAGGAUAUGUUCCCAAAAGAGAUGAAGAAUCGGCGCUCUUGGCACGCUGGCCAUCCGAGCCGGGCUCCAACCCGGCCGACUUUGGCUGGUCUUGGGCAGGAGGAGAGGAGCGUCGGUUGGCUGCGCGGCUCCAGGCGACUCGCCGAGCAAAAGAGGCCAGGAGACUCCGGAUGGCGGAGCGGAGAGCCGCAAUGGGUUUGUCACAGGAGCCAGGUAGCGGCAGCGUGGUGGUGGGUGGCAGUAGCCAGGCGCCGAGGAUCGCAGCCUCGAGCCAGGCGAUUGGGACGAUGCCGCAGACGCAGACGCAGAUAAUGUCCUCACAGCCCGCUAGUCAAGGGGGUGUGGCCAUGUCGCAACCUGUGCUGGGACGUCAUGGGAGUCGGCCUGUGCUGGGCAAGAAGAAGGCUGGAAGAGGGAGAAAGAUUGGUUUCCGAUAGAGGAAUGCCGGUUAUCGGCAGUCUAUUGCGGUUACACACGGCUUUUACUCUGGUCAAGUGGACGUGGAGGAUCGAUACUGAUAGGUCAGUGUGAGCUCUUCCCGGGUACUUGAGCAUAUUUGGAGUAUUCAAACUCCACAAUUUUGUUUGGGUAAGGAUAUAUGUUAGUAGGCAUGGUAAUCAAUCAACUAUCAGGGUGCUUGCUUACCUACAUUGGGCAAGGACGGGACCAAGCGACGUUUGACUGGGGACUCCGAAAUCGGCCGCUGGUGCCCCUCUAUGACAGAAUUCAUUGACUCGCCUGGGCGUGGUCGCAUUGAAUUUGUAUAAUUAACCCCGCCAAACGCGUAGAGAGCUCGUACUGUUGGUUAAAGUUCUGGUUUUGAU
Molecule: messenger RNA, 3804 nt
Organism: Pyricularia oryzae 70-15
Lineage: Eukaryota; Fungi; Ascomycota; Sordariomycetes; Magnaporthales; Pyriculariaceae
Exons: 3
Coding region: 274-3417 (1047 amino acids)
Biological process (GO): nucleolar large rRNA transcription by RNA polymerase I
Cellular component (GO): RNA polymerase I core factor complex
Molecular function (GO): RNA polymerase I general transcription initiation factor binding; RNA polymerase I transcription regulatory region sequence-specific DNA binding
Source: RefSeq, a predicted model, not a curated record